UUUUAUCCUUAGUAGUAGUAUUAAUAUAAUAGUUUAAGAGCACAACGACCCGUAUUCAAAAUAAUCUAAGUGAAAUGGAGAAAUGUGGAGCUAAAGACCGCUGCUGCUCGGCCAUCUUCGUUAAUAGACGCUCUUUGGCGAGGCAAGAUGGCGUCGAGCGAUGGGCUCUCAUCUCUGGGGCCAGACGGAGCUUCGGCCGCUGCGCGCGCUCUAUCCCUCCCCGCCGGGGCUUACGGGAACGACGAGCGUCUGGAGGUGAUGUGGGCCGUGAAGGCCUACAACCAUGCCGAGGUUUACUUCAACCUCAUCUCCUCGGUGGAUCCAAAGUUCCUCAAGUUGACAAAGAUAGACGACGACAUCUACUCGACGUUUAGGGCGUCCUUCGAGGACCUGGACGUCAAAGUGCUCGACCCGGACCGGCUCAAGUCGGCGGAGGCCAAAGAGAGGUGGCGCCCUUUCUGUAACCAAUACGAUGGACUGGUGGAGGACUUCAACUACGGGACUCUGCUGCGAUUGGACUGCCAGAAGGACUACACGGAAGAGAACACCGUUUUUGCCACCAGGAUCCAGUUCUUUGCCGUGGAGAUCGCCCGAAACCGAGAAGGCCUCAAUAACGCAGUCUUCGAGUCCAAGUCCUCCAAGAGUUAACCUACGACCUCCCCACACCCGAAAGAAAAAAAAAAAAGGUUUUGCUUGU
Messenger RNA from Phyllopteryx taeniolatus (common seadragon), 697 nucleotides. It is a transcript of the gene pbdc1, whose product is annotated as polysaccharide biosynthesis domain containing 1. Gene Ontology annotation, cellular component: cytoplasm. The coding region runs from base 148 to 648 and encodes 166 amino acids. Lineage: Eukaryota; Metazoa; Chordata; Actinopteri; Syngnathiformes; Syngnathidae. The record is from RefSeq and is a predicted model, not a curated record. The transcript is spliced from 6 exons.